Messenger RNA from Diospyros lotus (date-plum), 618 nucleotides. RefSeq lists its product as uncharacterized. Bases 1 to 618 code for a protein of 205 amino acids. The record is from RefSeq and is a predicted model, not a curated record. Lineage: Eukaryota; Viridiplantae; Streptophyta; Magnoliopsida; Ericales; Ebenaceae. The transcript is spliced from 4 exons.
AUGGAGCGUUAUGCCAGGGAGAUGCAGCGCCAUAGGUAUGAGCGGCGGCUCAUGAUUUCCCUCGAGAGAUUGAAUGCACGACAGGAUAUCCAAGCGGUGAUCCGUACCGACGGCGAGGGUGGCAGUCAGAUAAGGAGGGAGAAGAUGAAGACUUUCCCGCCGCCGAUACCCUCGCUCGCUCGCUCGCCGUGCACCGUGCUGAAGAGGUGGCGGACCUCUGACGGCCGACUGGUGAUCACGGAGAAGCUGGUGGACCACCCCCAGUUCUUCAUCGUAGAGAGGUCCGGUGGCCGCCUCACUCUCUUCUACAAAGAGCUGUUUGUAGAAGAGGACAAUAUUGCGGAGCAGAUCGUGCAGCACGAGGAGGAGAAGGGUGAAUGUAAUACCCGAGAGUCAAUUUGGCUCGUCGGAAAACGCAAAGCUUCGCUGGAGUCGGACUGUAAAUCGUCAAAUCGGGCAGUUUCCGGACGUUACAGUGAAGGUCGCGGAAAGGUGGAGGAAGAGGUCUUGGCGGCAGUUGGUGGCUGUGGAAGGAAAUGGUAUAACUUCAGUGACGUGAGAAUGAGCCCUUGUCUGGUUGGCAUGCCGGUACCAGCAAUUAGGCCUGUGCCCUCUUAG